ACAUCCUUGGAAAUCCCUUGAUUGGGUGACUUGGCCUUGUGUGGCUGUUGUUGCAGUCUAGCUUUGUUGCCCGUGACCUCAUUCUUCUACACAGGUACAUAAUAUUUCGCGGGCGCAACACGCUUCCUCCUCUCAACCAACACCUUUUUCUUCUUUUCUUCCCAGAACAGGCGGUUACUUCUCCUUCUUUCCUAUAGAGGCAUCCCGAUCGCAUCAUCAUCAACAACUCUAUCUUUUGAUCACCAUGUCUGCUCAAGAUUAUUACGGCGGCGGUGGCGGCGGCGGCUACCCCCAACAACCUCAACCUUCCUACGGCCCUCCCCAAGGUCAAUACGGACCUCCUCAAGGCCAGUACGGGCCUCCCCAGGGACAGUACGGCCCCCCGCAAGGACAAUACUAUGGCCCUCCUCAAGGCCAAGCUCCUAUGCAGUAUCAACAAGCUCCUCCUCAACAGAGUGGUGGAAAGGGCGGCGGCGGCGGUUGCCUAGCAGGUUGUCUGGCUGCUCUUUGCUGCUGCUGCGUUGCUGAAGAAGGAUGUGAAUGUUGUAUGGAAUGUUGCGAGUGUCUCUGCUAAGCGUCCAAUACCGAUCACCCUGGAUACGAUUUUUACGAUGCGUUUGAUAGGUCCUACUCUGACAGAGCUAAGACUAACAAGUAUGAACCAAAAACAACCGACUCUUAAUUUACUGAAUUUGAAAAUGCCGUCAUGAACCCUGCUUAUUGGAUUCUGCAAUGUGUUUUGACACGAGAAUGGAUGGUGGAUGAAAGAGCCCAUAGUAGUAAUGUCUGAACGAUCGAUACUUUGCAAGGUUGGGCUGUCGGUUGUAUGUGAUUCACUGAUGCAUGAAAA
Messenger RNA from Fusarium graminearum PH-1, 850 nucleotides. RefSeq lists its product as uncharacterized. NCBI's taxonomy places the organism in Eukaryota, Fungi, Ascomycota, Sordariomycetes, Hypocreales, Nectriaceae. The record is from RefSeq and is a predicted model, not a curated record. The transcript is spliced from 3 exons. The coding region runs from base 245 to 574 and encodes 109 amino acids.